Malania oleifera is the source of this 435-nucleotide messenger RNA. RefSeq lists its product as uncharacterized. NCBI's taxonomy places the organism in Eukaryota, Viridiplantae, Streptophyta, Magnoliopsida, Santalales, Ximeniaceae. The transcript has a single exon. Bases 1 to 435 code for a protein of 144 amino acids. The record is from RefSeq and is a predicted model, not a curated record.
AUGGGCUAUGAAAAACAUGAUCAGGGUUGGUUCUUGAAAAGAGGUAGACCUCAAAGAGCACCAGCAGUUGUACCUCCUCCUCCUCCUCUAGCUCAAGACCAAGGACCUCAUGUUGAUACGCCUUCUUGGUUCAUUCCCUUUCAUCAUAAAUUCUCCACCUUCAGCAAAGACAUGAGACUAGGACUUCAACCCCUUCAAGAGGAUGUAUCUUCACUUCACACUACGUAUUCCUCACUUGAUCAGCGCCUCACUAGUAUUGAGAAGUAUCAAGCUAGCUUAUCCCGUGGUGUUGAUCUUAUGGACACUAGUUCUGCUCCUCAGAGUGAUGAUGAAGAAUUAGAGGAAGGCAGUGAGGACGGUGAUGAAGAGAAAGGUGAUGAAGAGGAAGGAGAUGAAGAAGAAGCUGAAAAGGAAGAUGAUGAUGCUGAUAACUGA